Molecule: messenger RNA, 1722 nt
Organism: Sceloporus undulatus (fence lizard)
Lineage: Eukaryota; Metazoa; Chordata; Lepidosauria; Squamata; Phrynosomatidae
Gene: AVPR1A
Product: arginine vasopressin receptor 1A
Exons: 2
Coding region: 82-1386 (434 amino acids)
Biological process (GO): positive regulation of vasoconstriction; G protein-coupled receptor signaling pathway; regulation of systemic arterial blood pressure by vasopressin
Cellular component (GO): membrane
Molecular function (GO): vasopressin receptor activity; peptide binding
Source: RefSeq, a predicted model, not a curated record
AAAGGGCGGGCGGGGGAGCUUUGAGAAAGCAGCCUCGGGAGAGGAGCGGCGGGGUCAGUGGAAGCAGCGUCCCCUGCGGCCAUGCGCUUCGGGGAGGCCGGCGUCGAGGUGCCUCCCUUUGCGGGGCCGGGGAACCGGAGCCGGGGCUGGUCAGCGCUGGCGGGCUCGGUCGGGGCGAGCGCGGCGCCGUCGAACGGGAGCAGCAGCGGCCUGAGCCCGCGCUUCGGUCGGAACGAGGAUCUGGCGAAGGUGGAAGUGGCGGUGCUGGCGCUGGCGCUGGGGCUGGCGGUGUCGGGCAACGCGGCGGUGCUGGUGGCGCUGUCGCGGACCCCUCGUCGGAAGGCCUCCCGCAUGCACCGCUUCAUCCGGCACCUGAGCCUGGCCGACCUGGCGGUGGCUUUCUUCCAGGUGCUGCCGCAGCUCUGCUGGGAAGCCACGCACCGCUUCUACGGGCCGGACGGGCUCUGCCGGGUGGUCAAGCACCUGCAGGUCUUCGGGAUGUUCGCCUCGGCCUAUCUGCUGGUGGUGCUGACGGCCGACAGGUACAUCGCCGUCUGCCACCCGCUGCAGACCCUGCGCCAGCCCCGGCGGCGCUCCGGGUACAUGAUCGCGGGCGCCUGGGCGCUCAGCUUCGUGCUCAGCACCCCGCAGUACUUCAUCUUCUCGCUGAGCGAGGUGGAGCGGGGCUCCCAGGUCUACGACUGCUGGGCCCACUUCGUCAUGCCCUGGGGGCCCCGCGCCUACAUCACCUGGGUCACCGGCAGCGUCUUCGUGGCGCCCGUCCUGGUCCUGGCCACCUGCUACGGCUUCAUCUGCUUCCACAUCUGGAGCAACGCCCGGGGAAAGGCCCCACGAAAGCAGGGCGCCCGGCAGGGCAGGGGCACCCGAGGGAAGGGGAGCCCUUUGCCGUCGGCCAAAGGCGCCCCCCGCAAGGCUCUGCUCCUGGGCCCUUCCGUCAGCAGCGUCAGGAACAUCUCCCGCGCCAAGAUCCGCACCGUCAAGAUGACCUUCGUGAUCGUCUCGGCUUACAUCGUCUGCUGGGCGCCCUUCUUCACCGUCCAGAUGCGCUCCGUUUGGGAGGAGCACGCUUCUUGGGUUGAAUCUGAGGACAUUUUAAUUACAGUCACUGCUCUUUUGGCCUCUUUGAACAGUUGUUGCAACCCAUGGAUCUACAUGUUCUUUAGUGGACACCUUCUUCAGGACUUUUUACAGAGCUUCUUGUGUUGUCGAAAAAUGAAGCAAAGGCUGAAUAAAGAGGAUUCUGAGAGUAUCAGCCGGAGACAGACAUCUUUCACCAAUAACAGAAGCCCAACAAACAGUGUAGACACAUGGAGAGAAUCCCAACAUUUCUCACAAUCAAUUAAGUUCAUACCUACUUCUUCCUGAAAAAUUAAUUUUAAAAAAUAGUCACGUCAUAAGGGCCAAGACAGCACUUCAGCACUUUAGCAAUCACUUUUUGUGUGGUCAAAGAACUGACAAGAUGGUAGUGAAAUGAAAACUGCUAUUUUUUUUUUUAAAUAUGGUUGUUUGAUAUAAAUGAAAGCUGUGAAUUAUUCUGUAAAAGAUGCAUGACUGUGUAUUCAGCAAAACUAAGAAAACAGAUCAAUACAUGUAAUAUUUUUCUAAAAAGCUAUCAGCUCUAAGUGUUUACUCUCAGCAUUUAUUAUAUAUGUAUACAUACUGUAACACUAAAUGCAGUUGUUAUUUCAUCACAAUAAAAAU